This is a messenger RNA of Agrilus planipennis (emerald ash borer), 3263 nucleotides long. RefSeq names its product nuclear receptor coactivator 7. Bases 810 to 3248 code for a protein of 812 amino acids. The transcript has 11 exons. The record is from RefSeq and is a predicted model, not a curated record. Lineage: Eukaryota; Metazoa; Arthropoda; Insecta; Coleoptera; Buprestidae.
CGUCGUUGUUAUUACUGUUAGUUACUUGUCCGCUUAGAGAGAAACCCGAUUGUUAAUGUACGUGUUGUUGUGCCGUGGCGUUUUUGGUGUACUGUACGAUUUUGUUAAUAUGGGACAGUGGUGGAAAGUGUGCGCGUACGACAAUGUUUUUCUGGCUCGUUGUACAAGUAAAAUACCCAUCUUUCGUCCCUCGCAUUAGCGCUUUUCGUACAGAAAACAAAAUUAUGAACCUCCGCGAGAGUUUAAAUUGAUCACCUUCCCGUCAGUUUUACAUAGAAAAAGUGAUCAGUCUUGUGGUCACGUUGUUGCUACGGUUCGCGGCUACAGAACUGUGUUGUGUUGAUUCAUUAAAGUCUUUUUUACUCGUCUUGACGACAUACCGAUAAUAUUGGUGCACCACCGAACGCAUUUUUAAUUAUCACGCGCAAACAAGACAAAUUAAUUCGAAUUAAUCGCUAUCGUCAUAGUCUGCUGUCGGCCGAUGAUAAUUAGUUCGAGUUAAACUUUCGAACAGAAAAUAUUUACAUAUUAUUAAUACAUAACACAACAGCUUGGGUCCGAUUCGUGUCUGUUUUUUUUCUUUCCGCAUAUUUUUGUGUUUCUUCGUAUACCCCGUUUUAUUUAGUUUUUGUCGAAAAAUAUCGAAAAUAAACUUCACCGCCUCGUACCUAAUGUGAUUUUCUCUUCUGUCACGUGCCUGAUAUGUAAUAAUAAUAAAACAAUAUGCGAUAACGUUUCAAAGUAUACCUCAAUAGAAAAAGAGUUUAGUAGUUUCCGCGUUUUCUUGUCUCGAUUUUCCCGAAAGAGUCAUGGACGAGGGCGCGAAUUCGUCGUUGGCGGACGAAGUACAGAACAAUUUCGUGGAAAAUGACAAUUGGAUAUUGGAAGCUCAGGCUGCGAGUAACAACCGCAAGGGACGUAGGAAAUCCUGGCAUGCUUUGAAAUUCGAUCGGAAACGGAGAAAAGAGUUACAAGAGCACGGCAGUUUUCCCGAAUUAAGGAGAAAACGGCACUCGUGGUGGAACAUUUUCGCCAAUCAACAAAUUUCGAGGAGUAAGAGUGUAGACCAUGGCCUCCUAAAUCCUUUUAGUUUAGAGGGUCUUCAUAUCAAAGAACAAGCAGAAGAAAAAGAUGGUGAAUUGCCAACCGUUAGGGAAAGCAAAAAGGAACCGCCAGAUCCAACUAUUACGUACAUUGUAUCAGAUAGAGAUACGUUAACUUCAGUAGCUGCUAGAUUUGAUACAACACCUUCGGAGCUGACAAAGUUGAAUCGUUUGGCAACUCCAUACAUUUUCCCGGGUCAGAAAUUGCAAGUGCCCGACAGAACGAAAAAAGAAGACAACGAUGUAUCUGACGAGAAGAAAACUCCAAUACCAACUCUGUACGAAGACCUUCCUUCAGAGGAAAAAGAACUCCUGGAAAACUUACGACCGGUCAGUCCGAAGCCUGGACACGUGGAGCGUAUCAGAACACCCUCAGUGGCAGGUUUUGGAUCAGGAUCGACAGACAGCGCUGUUGCCAGCGGAAGUCUAUCUGACUCGUCACCGUUUACCGCUCGUUUCCUUAAGAUCAACGUACGCCAUAUCACCGACGGACAGGGAGUGGUGGGAGGAGUGCUUCUCGUCACCCCUAACGCCGUUAUGUUCGAUCCGAACGUGUCCGACACGCUCGUAAUCGAACACGGACCCGAAGCAUAUGGUGUGAUCGCACCAAUGGAAUUCGUAGUCAACGUCGCCAUAUACUACGACAUUGCGCACAUGCGCACCGGACAACACGGUGUACGAUCGCAAGAUCAGAACAUGCAAUACGAAAAACCUGAGAUCUAUCAUGGAAAAUCAUCAAUGAACGAGAAGAGCAUUGGCGAUGAUCACGAGCCCGACUCGCUUAUGGUCAAGGAUGAAACUUUUCCGGAACUUGUAGUUUUAGAUGUGACAGUUGCAGGAGACGAUGCCGAAUCGGUUUGUUCGAGUGCUGAACGUGAAGGAGACGCCUUCCCAAAAGCUUUCGAAAGAGAACUAGUCACACCUGUAAAUAUAGAAUCUGGUGAUAAUAAAUAUAGCGUAGAAGACAGACGUAAAUCAUUGCUGGAUCAUCAUUGGGCUGUGCCAUCCAAGGAUAGAGAGUCAAUGGAUGUGGAGGAAAUAUCAGAACCGUUAACACCAUCAUAUCAGGAAUUGAAAGAAAACGAGAAAGAAAGCUUAACUAAAGAAAGUUGCCAUGAUUCAGGAAUAGACGUACAUGAUUUCACUCCUAUUCCCUCUGCACCACCACUUCCACCUUCCCCUUCGCCGCCUAUAGUUCCUCCAAUUCAACCGAUUCCCGUAAAAACAAAAUACAGUGAUGCGGACAUAAUACUCUCGAACGAUUGGGUACCAGCACUGCCUCUGCCAGCAUCUCACGUUUUAGGAAGCAGCGAUACAGAAAGCCCUGCUCGCAAGAAAACCAGUUCAGUAUCAUUCAGUCUGGACUCAAACACGGACACUUCAGAAACUACAGAUGUAACUACUACUCAAAAGGAGAAGAAAAAAGAGACAUUGUCAGAAAGAGAAACGGGAGAACAAAACAGGAAGAAUAAGAUGUUAAAACGUCUUUCCUACCCGUUAUCUUGGAUGGAAACUUUCUCAACGGACAAGGAUCAAGAGAAAUCUAGUCAGCAACAACCACAUUCAGCGGACUCACAACACACAUCAGUAUUCUCGAAAGUGUUCUCCAGGAGAUCAUCUGUGGGAACGUUUAUAAGACAGCCGACUGAGUCGUCUAAACCAUCGAAAUCGCUUCAGCCUAAGUUAGAUUAUAGAUCAAUGGUGUCGGUUGAAGACAUGCCAGAAUUGUUUGUUUCCUUUGAUAAAUUAAUUCCAACGCCUGCACGAUCUUGCGAGGAUCCUCCAUUAUACUUGAGGCUUAGAAUGGGAAAACCAUUGGACAAACCAAUACCCAAAUCUACUCCGCUCAUGUCGUAUGGUAAAAAGAAGAUGAGACCAGAGUAUUGGUUCAGUGUUCCCCGUAACAGAGUUGAUGAUCUCUAUAAUUUUAUUCAGGCCUGGUUUCCUCAACUGUACGGAGAAAUUGAUGAAGAAGAAAUUAAAAGUCGAGGAUUUAUGCUGAUCGAAAACGAGACUGAACUUUGGAGCCCGGACUCUACUCCUUCGACAAGCAGACACGGGAGUCAAGGAGAUGUACCGGAAUUUACAAAAGAAAGUUGGGAGGUAAGGUAUCGUUUCUAUUAUAUCAUUACAAAAUUAGUUUAGUUCUCAUCAAAUUUU